AUGCAAAGGUUUGAAGAGUUUGUCCGCGGCAUUAACUUCGACAUCGAGACUGACCACCUGCCGCUCGUUUCACUCCUGGGCAAGAUGAAGCUGGGCAGGUUGCCACCUCGCAUUCAGAGACUGUCACUCAGGAUAAUGCAAUACCAAUUUCGCAGGCUACACAUGCCGGGAAAACUGCUAGCGACUACAGAUACCUUGCCUCGAAUCGUGAAGAUAUACGCUUCCCUGGACACCGUGGGCCUCUUCGCAGCACAAGUCGUCGCCUGCACAUCGUAUGUCUGGCCACUGAGCCAUGAAGACAUACAGCAGACACAAGAGUCCGAUGACUGGACUGGAGUGCAAGGCUGUCAUUUCUUUCUGCUACACCCGCUUCAACACCGAUGGAGCAUGUGGUAUUUCAAGAACGACAAGAAAUGCAGCUGGGAGGAUAACCAUAUUGAAAUCACCUCCUUUGACACUGUGGAGGACUUCUGGGCCCUUUUUAAUUACUUGGAGGUGGCAAGUAAGCUUCGUCUUGGAUGUGAUUAUUCACUUUUUAAGUAUGGCAUCAAGCCCAUGUGGGAAGACGGCCGAAAUGAAAAUGGAGGCCGUUGGCUUUUCAGCUUGAACAAAAGCCAGAGGAAUACGGACUUGGACUACUACUGGCUCGAAAUCUUGUUGUGCCUGAUAGGAGAGUGCUUCGACGAGGAGAUAAGCGACGAUGUGAAUGGUGCAGUGGUGCAGGUGCGUCCAAAAUUCGACAAAGUUGCUGUCUGGACUGCCGAUGUGCACCGAGCUGGCAACAACAUCAGAAUUGGGAAGACAUUGAAGGAGAGGCUAUAUUUGCACCCACGAUACAUCGUUCCAUACCAGGCACAUUCUGACACGCAGUCAAAGCGGGGUUUUACGCCAAGGGCUAGAUACCAUGUUUAA
Molecule: messenger RNA, 912 nt
Organism: Rhipicephalus microplus (southern cattle tick)
Lineage: Eukaryota; Metazoa; Arthropoda; Arachnida; Ixodida; Ixodidae
Product: eukaryotic translation initiation factor 4E-like
Biological process (GO): translational initiation
Cellular component (GO): eukaryotic translation initiation factor 4F complex
Molecular function (GO): RNA 7-methylguanosine cap binding; translation initiation factor activity
Source: RefSeq, a predicted model, not a curated record